Messenger RNA from Lasiosphaeria miniovina, 2475 nucleotides. RefSeq lists its product as uncharacterized. Lineage: Eukaryota; Fungi; Ascomycota; Sordariomycetes; Sordariales; Lasiosphaeriaceae. Gene Ontology annotation, biological process: regulation of DNA-templated transcription; DNA-templated transcription. The coding region runs from base 1 to 2475 and encodes 824 amino acids. Gene Ontology annotation, molecular function: DNA binding; DNA-binding transcription factor activity, RNA polymerase II-specific; zinc ion binding. The transcript is spliced from 3 exons. The record is from RefSeq and is a predicted model, not a curated record.
AUGGAUACCACUACCUCCGGGUCUCGAGGCGGGCGCCCGCUUUCGCCCGACUCGCCUUCACGAGCAGGCCCUCGCGAAUUCGGGUCGCCAGACGGGGCUGACGCUGCCGACGCCGCUGCCGCUGCCGCCGAAGCCAAGCGGCGCAAGAUUAGGAAAGGGACUCGCAGUUGCUGGGAGUGCAAACGGCGCAAGAUACGAUGCACCUUUGCUUCCCCAACCGACCCCGUGUGCAUUGGCUGCCACCGCCGAGGGGCGCAUUGUGUCAGCCAGGAGUUCCCCGAGGAGGCAUCUUCCCUAACCGACCGGGGCCGGCACAUGGGCGACCGCAUUGUGCGCGUCGAGGCCUUGAUUGAGAAGCUGGUGAAGCAAGUCAGCACUGAUGGCGGCGCUGGCCCGACACCGCCUGAUUCUACCUCAGCACCAGACAGCACCAGUACCAGUACCACCAGAGGGGUAGCGUUCAGCGGCGAUGACCACACUACCUGCUUUAACCCUAACCCCGACCUGCCCACCCCAGAUGGGUCAAUGGACCUGGACCCUCAAGUUGCUUCAGAUUCUUCAAAGAAUGAAAGAAUCUCGGCGGCUCUGUACGCGGCACUGCCGUGUCGUGGCGAUCUCCAGCUGCUCAAGCGCUACGAAACCGAAGCUCUUAUUUUCUUCAACCUCCUGGGCUUAAGACCAUACAGCGAAAUCGAUCGGGAUGGACUAGACUCGCCUUCCCACCUUUUUUCCCUGCCCGACCCCAGGUCACAUCCGGUGGUUCUGGGAAAGCACUUGUUGCUUCUCGCAAAAUUCCUUCAGUAUUUCCGUCCGUUUGGCCUGUCCGAGAACCAUGUUGCCUUGAGGGAAAGACUGUUAGAUACGGUCAAGCGGCUAGUCACUUCCGACGACGAACUUGUCAGUACCUUUGAGGGCCUGGAAUGCGUCUAUUUGGAAGGCCUCUUCCACUGCAACAAUGGCAACUUGCGACAUGCGUUGACGGUCAUGCGAAGGGCCAUGGUCAUUGCGCAACUGAUGGGGCUACAUCGAACCCAUAAUCCACAGCCGUUAAAGAAGCUCAAUCCGACAACGACGAUUGAUCCAUCGUUUUUAUGGUACCGAAUUGUCUAUGCGGAUCGCUUCCUCUGCAUGAUGCUUGGUCUUCCCCAAGGCACCCUCAGCACCACCAUGGCCUCGCCGGCUGCACUGGCCAGCGAAAGCGAUACUGGUCGGCUCGAACGCACCCACACCGUCAUCAUGUCCCGCAUUCUGGAGCGCAACGAAUCAGACCCUUGCGCAACCGACUACUCCUUGACGCAAGAAAUCGACUUAGAGUUGCAGAAGGCUUCCAAGUUGCUCCCCAGUAGGUGGUGGCUCAUGCCGACGCUGGAUUCUACCACAGUUGAUAAGCAAACCUUCCUGAACACAAUGAGACUGUUGAAUCAGCUGUUCCAUUACAAUCUCCUCAACCAGCUGCAUCUGCCGUAUAUGCUGCGGUCCGACGACCCUUCAAACCAGAGUGAAGGACGUGCAAGCACCAGUUAUAAUUUUAGCAAAAUGACUUGCGUAAAUGCGUCUAGGGAGGUCCUUCGCCGUUUUGUUGAGUUCCGAUCCUUCAACCGCAUAGCAUUUUGCUGUCGAGCGAUCGACUUUUUCGCCCUCGUAGGGGCCAUGACGCUGUUGCUGGCUCAUCUAUAUGGCCAUCGCCAACGUGUCGGCGAGAAUAUUCUAGCACACCAGCGGCUCAGUGACCGCGCCAUCAUGGAGGAGGUGCUGGAAAGAAUGGACGGCAUCAACGAAAACAACGGAGACAGCUUAAGCCAAAAGAGCGCCGAUAUACUUCGCCACCUCCUCGCUUUGGAGAACGAGGCUGCCGAGGGUCGGAGCGUCUGCCCUGGGCACCUGCCCUGUCCUCAAGAGGACAGGGAAUGUGACGAGGACGAGGACGACCAUGUUCUACGCAUGAUCAUUCCGUAUUUUGGAAUUAUCAAGAUCGCCAAGGAAGGCGUCAUUUCGAAGGAGUCGCCCAGAAAGACGCAGCCAAGCGCACAAGCUAUGCCGCAGUCACUCAGAGCUCAUUCAAACUCCGCCGCUCCUAACUCAAUGGGUGUUCCUGGGCUCGGUGAUGGUUGCCUGCCUCCUAUCAGCUGUGACAAGCCAGCGGCGGGAAUCAACUUGGAGUCGCCGGCCCAGCCAGACUCUCAGUUGCAGGCGCAGGCGCCGCUUGUCAACGAGUUCCAGUUUGCACCCCAAUUCCCAACUGGAAUCAACGACGCCCUUCAAGAGCAAUACCAGUACCCGGGACUGACGGCUCCCGUGAAUGACUGGGCACUUCAAGGUGUCGACAUGGCAUUCUUUGACAGUUUGAUGAGAGGCAAUACACCCGCGAGCAGCAACCCAAGUGUGCCAUACGGCGGGCAGAGCGCACAGGAAGGUCAAUGGGAAGACUGGCAACCCCUGGCAAAACAUAAUCCAGGGGCUAGCGGUCUGUAUUAA